GUGUGUCUCCGUCCGUAUCCCUGCAGCAUCACUGCACAUCUGCAGCACUAAUUACACUCUCAACACAUCCUCGAGAGAGCGAUGCACAGAAAACACUCCAGUAUUGUGCGUUUGGUCUGAUGUUUUAACGACGGAUUGUAUCUGCACAAUGUUUUGAUGCGCAUUCUGGGCGCGCGCUUCAUCAGACGGAUUAUUGAUCCUGAUUAUCUCGCCUAUUGCUCUCCACGGGACUGUGUGUGCAUUAGAUCUGAAGAUCUGCAUCUAGGCUUCAGUCCAGCACCAUCACAGGAUGGCUGAUGAGAGUAACAGCGCAGAAUGCAACAUCAGGGUGUUGUGUCGUUUCAGACCCCUGAAUCAGUCCGAAACCCUCCGUGGAGACAAAUACAUCCCCACAUUUCAAGGAGAUGACACUGUUAUCAUCGGGGGCAAGCCGUAUGUCUUUGAUAAAGUGUUUCCGACGAACUGCACGCAGGAGCAGGUGUACAACACCUGUGCCAAACAGAUUGUCAAAGAUGUUCUGGACGGCUACAACGGCACCAUCUUUGCGUACGGACAAACAUCGUCCGGUAAAACCUACACGAUGGAGGGAAAACUGCAUGAUCCAAACGGAAGGGGAAUCAUCCCGAGGAUUGCCGAAGACAUUUUUAACCACAUUUACAUCAUGGAUGAAAACCUGGAGUUCCACAUCAAGGUUUCCUACUUUGAAAUCUACAUGGAUAAGAUUCGUGACCUACUUGACGUGAGUAAGACAAACCUGUCUGUGCAUGAAGACAAGAACCGAGUUCCCUAUGUGAAGGGUUGUACUGAACGUUUUGUUUCCAGCCCUGAUGAAGUGAUGGAUGUUAUUGACGAGGGAAAAGCCAACCGUCACGUCGCUGUCACAAAUAUGAAUGAACACAGUUCCAGGAGUCACAGCAUCUUCCUCAUCAGCAUCAAGCAGGAGCACGUGGAGACGGAGCAGAAGCUCUGUGGGAAACUCUACCUGGUGGACCUGGCCGGCAGCGAGAAGGUGAGUAAGACGGGAGCGGAGGGAUCGGUCCUGGAUGAAGCCAAGAACAUCAACAAGUCUCUGUCGGCGCUGGGAAACGUCAUCUCGGCUCUGGCCGAAGGCACCAAGACUCAUGUGCCGUACCGGGACAGUAAGAUGACGCGGAUCCUUCAGGAUUCUCUGGGCGGAAACUGCAGGACCACCAUGUUCAUCUGCUGCUCACCUUCAGCCUUCAACGACGCCGAGACCAAAUCCACCCUGAUGUUCGGACAACGCGCAAAGACCAUCAGGAACACGGCGUCUGUGAACCUGGAGCUGACCGCAGAACAGUGGAAGAGGAAAUAUGAGAAAGAGAAGGAGAAGAACAAGAACCUGAAGGAGAACAUCCAGAGACUGGAGGCGGAGCUUAACCGCGGGCGUGACGGGGAGUGUGUGUCAGCGCUGGAUCUCAUGGCUGAGGAGUCUGAUGUCAGUGAAGACAACCAGAGCAUCAGUGUGUGUGUGUUAAACCCCGGGGAACACAAGCUCAAAUAUGAGGAGGAGAUACGCAAACUCUACAAACAACUGGACGACAAGGAUGAUGAGAUUAAUUUACAGUGUCAGCUGGUGGAAAAACUGAAGGAGCAAAUGCUGGAUCAAGAAGAGCUGCUGGCCUCGUCGCGCGGGGACUGUGAGCGUGUGCAGUGUGAGCUGACUCGACUGCAGGCUGAGAGUGAGAGUGCGAAGGCCGAGGUGAAGGAGGUUCUGCAGGCGCUGGAGGAACUGGCUCUGAGUUACGACAUGAAGAGUCAGGAGAACCAAGACACGAGCGCUCAGAACCGACGACUGACCGAGGAGCUGUCGCACAAAACCUCGGAUCUCGUGUGUUUGGAGGCGGAGUUUUCCCGGCUACAGGAAGUGAACGCCCAGCACAGGAAACGCAUCACUGAGGUGAUGAACACCCUCAUGAAGGAUCUCAACGACUUCAGCUUCAUACUGGGAGACAGUGACCUCAGACUGCCGUGUGACGUGUCGUGUGUGUUGGAGGAGGAAUACGCCGUGGUUCGAGUGUUUGUGAGUAAAGUGAAGUCUGAGCUGAAGUCUGUGGUGAAACGCUGCCGAAACCUGGAGAACUUACAGUCCGACUGUCACCGCAAGAUGGAGGAGACCGAGAGAGAGCUGUGCUCCUGCCAACUGCUCAUCUCACAGCAUGAAGCGAAGAUCCGCUCUCUGACUGAAUACAUGCAGAAUGUGGAACUCAAGAAAAGACAAGUAGAAGAAAACUACGACUCUCUGAGCGAAGAGCUCGCUAAACUACGGACCGCAGACGGCGGUCAGGAGAAUCCGCUGGACAACGACGAGUCUGGAAACGGGAAGAAAGCAGAGGUUCAGCGUGAGCCCAAACAAAUGACGCUCGGACGCCUGCGCGACGACAUCAACCACAAACAGAAGAUCAUCGACGAGCUCAAAGAUGAUAAUCAGAGGCUGAACCUGCGUCUGGAUCAGAUGAGUGUCGAGUUCAGCGUUUUAAAGAACCGAGAGCGAGAGAAAUCCAGACAGCUGGAGGAGCUCAGAUAUCUUCAUGAACGACAGGAGCAAACCAAGCAGGACAUGAAGGGUUUGGAGGAGACGGUUGCUCGUGAACUGCAGACUCUCCACAAUCUGAGGAAGCUUUUCGUUCAAGAUCUCACGGCUCGAGUGAAGCGGAGCUCUGAGUUGGAUUCGGAUGAAAGCUGCGGAUGUUCAACACAGAAACAGAAGAUUUCCUUUCUUGAGAACAACCUGGAUCAGCUUACGAAAGUUCACAAACAGCUGGUCGGGGAUAACGCAGAUCUGCGCUGUGAGCUCCCGAAGCUGGAGAAGCGUCUGCGCUCGACGGCGGAGCGUGUUCGAGCGCUGGAGAACGCUCUGACCGAAGCGAAGGAAGGAGCGAUGAUGGACCGGCGCCGGUACCAGCAGGAGGUGGAGCGCAUCCGAGACGUCAUGAGGCUCAGAAACCCCUUCAGGAGAACUCACGCUGCGCUCAUCGCCAAGCCGAUUCGCCCAGGACAUUAUCCCACCUCCUCGCCCGCCAAUCACACACUCACGCGCAGCAGAGAUCAGCCAAUCACGUUCAGCAAUGCGAUGUUCAACAGCGCCACUCAAAAACCCAAAUCAACAGAGUCCAGUUUGACCAACAAGACACAGUCAGCGGACGACACACACACGGACUCCACACACACACUGAACGGAAAUGGCCGAGAUGUGAAUGAUAACAGCGCUCGCUCUACGUCUGUCACUGCUGACCAAUCAGAGGAAAGCAUUCGUCAAGAGAAGCCCAUCGCCAGCUAAACACACACACACACACACACACACAGGCGACCUGUACUUCUCAAUUCUCUUCUCUGUAUAUUUAUAUAUGCAUGUUGCCUGCAGUUCCAGUGAUCACACACACACACACACACACACACACGUCGAGCUGCAUGCUGAAGAGCUUUCAUUCUCACGGGUCAUUCUCAGAAAACAGCAGCAGACUUUCAGGAACACUUUAAUUUAUCACUUUCUAUUAAAUAUAUUAGUAUCAAUAGUCAUUUUCUAACCAAUAAUAAUUUCUAAUCAUUAUUUUCUUAAAGAGCCAAUGUCCGUAUAUAAGAGAAAAUACUGAAUUAAAAUGCAAAUGAGCAGAUAUACUAAUGAAAAUCAGCGUUUCCUGAGAACGACCCAUGAGCCGACCGUAUGAUGCCGUUCGUCCUCGUCUACAUUACCGUGAGGUUAUGAUGGGAUAUUUUUAUGUAGCUGUAACUAUUUUUAUACUCAUAUUUAAAAGAGUUUUGGUUGCGAUUUCUAUGCAUUAUUUAUGUUUCAGUAACAAUGUAUAAACUUUUAGUUUUGAUUUAGUAGUUAAAUUACUUCGAGCUAUAAUAAACUCAAGAGAGUAUAAAAUUAAAAAUAAAUGAAAAGGGCAAUGGUGACUUUUUCUCCCACAAUUUUGAGUUUAAAUCUUACAUUUCUAAAAAGAAAGGUCAGAAUUGUGAGAUAAAAAGUUAAAAUGACCAUUUUAAUUUUAAUCGCAGAAACAAGCUUCCAUAAGAGAGACGCGUCACAUGACCAGUUUGUGACAUUAAAUAUUUAAGUGUAAAAGUCAGACAAUAAAAAUGUAUAAAUAUAUCUAGUCAACUCUAAGGAGAUCGGAUUGUUCCUAGAAUCAGGAUUUUAUUCUUCAUAAAUGGAGUUGAGAAAAUAUAAUCUUUACAUUUUAAACAUUCAGAUGUGUGAGAAACAACACAAACACGUCCAGACACACACACACACAAUUAAACACAUGAGCACAUUGACACACAUGCACACACACUAAAAAACAUGAGCACACACACACACACACGUGAUCAGACACAGUCACAUCAGUCAGUGUGAACUCUGAUCAAAUACGGGCACAUUCAUCUCUGUGUGUGUCUGGUCAGGUUGCUUUGAGUCUGACCUUUGACAUGUCAACACGUCGUGUUCUGAGGGUCAGGUUAUGAGAAACAUGUAUUUUCUGGCAACACUUUAAAGGUUCUGUGAUUCUUGUACAGUACAUCGUGCAGCCAGGAACAGGUUGAUAAGAUAAUGCAUUUAUAAAGAUAUAAUAAUGCAUAACAAUAUUGAUAUAUGUGGACCGCUUUCUGAGCGGUCUCAGUUACACGAGAUCUCAUGCGGUUUGUUUUAAAAGAGAUUCUGUGCAUAAAUGAUGGAUUAGAGGAAAUGUGCAGUGUGUUUGUUUUUUGUAGAGCAUGUUAAAAACUUUCCUCUAAAAAUAUUUCAAUAAAGAGAAUAUGAAUCAUGAA
Pimephales promelas (fathead minnow) is the source of this 4770-nucleotide messenger RNA. It is a transcript of the gene kif5ab, whose product is annotated as kinesin family member 5A, b. Gene Ontology annotation, biological process: microtubule-based movement. Lineage: Eukaryota; Metazoa; Chordata; Actinopteri; Cypriniformes; Leuciscidae. The record is from RefSeq and is a predicted model, not a curated record. Gene Ontology annotation, molecular function: microtubule motor activity; microtubule binding; ATP binding.